AUGGCUUCACUAUUAACAAUCAUAUUCUGCUCAGUUUUUGUGUUCGGUUUGAGUUCGCCUUUGUCCGUGGCAGUUCCCGACGGCGGUUUUAGCGUCGAGCUGAUUCACCGUGACUCCCCGAGGUCCCCGCUCUAUGACCCCGCCGCGACCCAAGACCAGCGCUUGAGAAAUGCCCUUGCCCGGUCUCUCUCACGGGCAACCCGCCUCUGCCAGACCGACACCCUGCACAUAGCAGUUGAAGAGCCCGCUGCGGAGAUCUUCUCCAACAACGGGGAGUACCUCAUGAACAUCUCCAUCGGGACCCCGCCAGUCAAGAUCGUGGGGGUCAUGGACACGGGGAGUGAUUUGUUUUGGACUCAGUGCAUGCCCUGCGAUGGCUGUUACGAGCAGAUCAAUCCACUCUUUGACCCGCAAGAGUCAUCCUCCUAUCGGGACCUUCCUUGUACCUCAAGCAAGUGCAAAUUACUACCCCAGACAGGUUGUGAUCACGUUAGAGGACAAAUUUGCCAGUAUCACUACUCCUAUGGUGACAAAUCUUUCACGAAUGGAAACAUUGCCACCGAGACGGUCACACUGAACUCGAUCUCGGGCCAGCCCAUUUCGUUCCCCCAUACUCUGUUCGGGUGCGGGCACCAUAACAGAGGAACCUUUGGAGACAAGACUUCAGGCAUCAUCGGGCUAGGAGGUGGGGCGAUCUCACUCGUUUCACAGAUGGGUGAAACUGCAGGGGGUAAGUUCUCAUACUGCUUGGUGCCGCUCUCGCAGUCCGAAAAGUCGAGCCAGCUGAAUUUCGGGAGCAGGGCAGAGGUCACGGGCCCUGGAGCUGUCUCCACCCCAUUAGUCCAGAAAAGCCCCAAAACCUUCUACCACAUAACUCUUGAGGGAGUCAGCGUGGGAAGUUCCAGAUUCGAGUUCAGCGACUUGGACAGUCCGACAUCUAAGCGCAACAUAGUCAUCGACUCGGGGACAACCCUCACGCUUCUGCCAGAGGAUCUUUAUAAGGCCAUAGAGACUGCGCUCGUGAAGCUCAUCAAGUUGGAGAAAGCAUCCGAUCCACUGGACAUUCUUAAUCUUUGCUUCAAGACCGUGGAAGACACUGAAUUUGAAGCUCCAAAUAUCACAUUUCACUUCACCGGGGCGGAUGUGAAACUAGGUACUCUGAACACCUUCAUCAGGGUUGCCGAGGACGUGGUGUGCCUCUCUUUCAAGCCUUCUGAUGUUGACGUGUCCCUCUUCGGCAACAUAGCUCAGAUGAACUUCCUGGUCGGAUACGACACCCAGGAGAGAUCCAUUUCGUUCAUGCCUACUGACUGUUCUAACUUACAAGACACGCUCUGAUAUGUGAGAUGGACAUGAACAAAAG
Messenger RNA from Punica granatum (pomegranate), 1363 nucleotides. NCBI's taxonomy places the organism in Eukaryota, Viridiplantae, Streptophyta, Magnoliopsida, Myrtales, Lythraceae. The record is from RefSeq and is a predicted model, not a curated record.